Peronospora belbahrii is the source of this 402-nucleotide messenger RNA. The record is from the annotation of a GenBank genome assembly. NCBI's taxonomy places the organism in Eukaryota, Oomycota, Peronosporomycetes, Peronosporales, Peronosporaceae.
AUGCUACUGGAAAUUCAUCAUGAUGGCAGUGACAGGUUGAGAGCGACAUUGAACAAAGAGUAUGGGCCACACAGGAUUAUAUCACAACAUAUUGAGGUUCCGGACCUUCAACACCACUGCAUCUCGCUGUUACAGUAUUAUAGAUCGAACUGUGAGCUCAACACGAUGGAAUCAAGCUUGACGGCAAGCAAAGUGGUGAUGUUCGGCAACCUGGUGAAAGCAUCUAGCUGCGUCGUGUUUCUCAUCCUGUUCAUCUUGGUAGCCAUUGUGAUUACGAGAAUACCGCGGACUUUACUUCGCUGUUGGACUGAAGAUUGCUCUUUGCGAGCACUUCUUCACAGUGACAGCAGCUUCACUCGAUACAGCAAGUGCGAUACUACAGCGGCAUUUUUUAUUGUGUAA